Messenger RNA from Andrographis paniculata, 2319 nucleotides. Its product is annotated as transcription factor GLABRA 3. Bases 231 to 2045 code for a protein of 604 amino acids. NCBI's taxonomy places the organism in Eukaryota, Viridiplantae, Streptophyta, Magnoliopsida, Lamiales, Acanthaceae. Gene Ontology annotation, molecular function: protein dimerization activity. The record is from RefSeq and is a predicted model, not a curated record. The transcript has 9 exons.
UACGUCCCUUUACGGCAUUACCUAACAAGCUUGAAUUUGAAUGAUUCGAUUUCGUGGAUGCCAUUGAGCCUCGGAUCGUUCAACGACGUUGAAAUUUAUAUGCCAAAAGAUCCUGUCGACUUCAGACAUCCAUCCCCCAUUUUGAAGCUUACGUCCGACAAUCGUUAGCAGGUGGAGCUCUCAUUUGUGCUGCAGCUUUGGGGAAAUGUUGACACAGUUGGAUACACUGAAUGAAAAAUAAUACUCAUAAAAAAGGUAGGGAGUGGUGGCAGAGGUCAACAAUGGCUAUUGGAAACAAAAUCCAAAAGGAAGAAGGGCCACAGGAUCUAAGGAAGCAGCUUGCUGUUGCUGUAAGAAGUAUUCAAUGGAGCUAUGCAAUAUUCUGGUCCCUUUCAUCCAGGCAACCUGGGACACUGGAAUGGGGAGAUGGGUACUACAAUGGAGAUAUCAAAACAAGAAAGACAGUUCAGGCAGCUGAAGUAGACGACGAUCAAUCAGGACUACAUAGGAGUGGCCAAUUGAUAGAACUUUACGAGUCUUUGUCCCUAGAAGAAACCAACCCUCAACCUAAAAGGCCUGCAGCUGCAUUAUCCCCAGAAGAUCUCACCAAUGCAGAAUGGUACUUCUUGGUUUGCAUGUCUUUUGUGUUCAAUUUCGACGAAGGGUUGCCCGGAAGGACAUUUGCCAAGAACCAAACCAUCUGGUUGUCUGAUGCUCAUGUUACCGAUACCAAAAUCUUUUCGCGAUCGUUGCUUGCAAAGAGUGCAUCGAUCCAGACAAUAGUCUGCUUUCCCCAUUUUGGAGGUGUAGUCGAGCUGGGAACGACUGAACCGGUUUCGGAGGAUCUGAAUCUGAUUCGCCACGUAAAGAUGUUAUUCCUGGGUUCCUCGGAGAUUCCUAACCAUAUUCCUAACCAUAUCUCCAACAGCAACGCAGAUGAUGCCGGAGACACUCUCGAUCAGCACUUGGACUGUCCCGGUGACGUCAUAUGUUCCCCGACCAACUGCUCGGUUGAGUUUCCAGACAAUCUGCUGACAAACGAAUCGAAUUUUGUCGAAGGUGUCAGUAGGGGGCCUUCCCAAAUGCAGCAGUGGCCAUUCAUGAACGAUUCGAUGACUUCCAGCGACUGUGUAUCCCGAACUUAUGGUGAUCUUUUGGACAAUGCUCAAGAACACCGUCGUAAGAACACAGCUGGCGUUGCAGGCGACGAAAAUCAUUACCACAGUGUGCUGUCGAAUCUUUUGAAGAGUUCCCACCAGUUGCUCCUCGAUCCGUAUAUCAGAAACAGAGUCAAAGAUUCGAGUUUCAUCCCCUGGAGGAACGACAGAGUAUCAUCGAGUGGUCGAACGCCGCAGAGUGGAACUCAUCAGAGACUGCUAAAGAAAGUACUGUUCGAUGUCGCCCGUAUGCAUGAAACUUUCAGGCUCGAAUCCAGUAAGCAAAAGGGCAUCGCCAAACCGGAAGGAGAAGAAAACGACAGAAACCAUGUUCUUUCCGAGAGGAAGCGCAGGGAGAAGAUAAAUGAGAGGUUCUCGAUUCUUGGAUCGCUAGUGCCAUCCGGUGGCAAAAUAGAUAAGGUAUCGAUACUCGAUCAUACCAUAGAUUACCUAAGGAAGCUUGAAAGAAAGAUCGAGGAGCUGGAAUCGAGCAACGAAUUGAACUCAACAACUCACACUAAGGCUUACGACGCCAUCGAGAGGACCUCUGACAAUUAUGGCCCCAACACCAUCAAGAAGCCAUUGACGAACAAGAGAAAGAGAUUUGAAAUGGACAUAACAGGAUGCGAAAACAGCAAUGUCGACAAGGUCAAUGUCAGCGUCACGGACAGGGAUGUGUUGGUUGAGAUACAAUGCUGUUGGAAAGACAGCACCGUAGUCGAAGUUAUGGAAGCUAUAAGCAAACUACGAAUGGAUACGCUAACGGUUCAAUAUUCCAACGCCGAUGGAAUUAUCUCCAUGACCAUAAAAGCCAAGAACAAGGGAUUGAAGGCUGCAUCACCAAAUGUUAUCAGAGAAACUCUCCACAAAGUCAUAAGAAUGUGCUGAAAGCAGGAGAUUUUUUUGCUGAGAAAAAUUCUGGGUGUUGAUUAACUUAUCAGUAACCCAAAGAAUGUAUGUAACUUGAGGGAAUUUUCCAAGUAGUUAAUCAAAUUAUCAUCUUUCAGAAAAUUAAAAUCUCCUAAUUGAAUGAAGUAAAUCUGGAAAAGACGGGUCAUUGAUUACUAAAAGGGGAUCAUUAGGGGAGCUCAAAAGCUAUGGAGUUUUGGCAGCAACAGCAUGGCCUGGUUUUAUGUUCAAAUACCCAAAAACAAAAGCAAAG